Molecule: messenger RNA, 4003 nt
Organism: Tachyglossus aculeatus (Australian echidna)
Lineage: Eukaryota; Metazoa; Chordata; Mammalia; Monotremata; Tachyglossidae
Gene: GPC4
Product: glypican 4
Exons: 9
Coding region: 331-2010 (559 amino acids)
Biological process (GO): regulation of signal transduction; regulation of protein localization to membrane; cell migration
Cellular component (GO): synapse; extracellular region; plasma membrane
Source: RefSeq, a predicted model, not a curated record
GCAGCGAAGCGCCCUGCAGCACGGGGAGCAGCGGCAAGUUGCUCUUUCCGCCUUGGGCCGGGCGUGCGGUGGUGCAAACAAGUCGCAAAGGUCGGGACUCUCUGCCUCCGCCGCUCGGGAACUGAAACUCGCCAGGUGCCGCCGCCCCAGGCUCGGAGUCGGCCGCCGGCGGGAACGAUUUGAACGGGACCCGGCUGGUUCGCAGGGCGAGGCCCAGCCGUACCUCUCCCCUCCUUUCUUCCCUCCCCCCGGCCCUCCAACUUUCCUCCUGCUCCCAGAGCCCCGGAGGGGAAGGCGAAGAGGCGCCCGGUGCCCCGGAGUCGGCCCACCAUGGUCUGGCCGGGUUUGCCUUGCGUGAUUUGCACUUUGGCCGCCCUGAGCCUGUCGCCGCUGGCCGCCGAGCCCAAGUCGAAAAGUUGUUCGGAAGUGAAGCGGCUCUACGGCUCCCAGGGUUUCAACAAGAACGAUGCGCCCAGCCACGAAAUCAACGGUGAUCAUUUGAAAGUAUGUCCCCGAGGUUACACGUGUUGUUCUCAGGAAAUGGAGGAGAAGUACAGCCAGCAAAGUAAAGACGACUUCAGAGGCUCUGUCGGAGAGCACUGCAAUCUCUUGCAAACAACAUUUGGCUCUCGAUAUAAGAAGUUUGAUGAAUUCUUCAAAGAACUACUUGAAAAUGCAGAGAAGUCCCUGAACGACAUGUUUGUACGGACAUAUGGUCGCUUAUACAUGCAAAAUUCAGAGCUAUUUAAGGAUCUCUUCGUAGAAUUGAAGCGAUAUUACGUGGGAGGAAAUGUGAACCUGGAAGAAAUGCUAAAUGACUUUUGGGCACGACUUCUGGAACGUAUGUUUCGACUGGUGAACCCACAAUACCAUUUCACUGAUGAAUAUCUUGAAUGCGUGAGCAAGUAUACGGAGCAGUUGAAGCCAUUUGGGGAUGUCCCUCGAAAAUUAAAACUGCAAGUGACCAGGGCAUUUGUGGCCGCCCGCACUUUUGCACAAGGCCUGGCGGUAGCAAGAGAUGUAGUUAACAAAGUAUCCGUGGUAAACCCCACACCCUCGUGCACACACGCCUUGCUGAAAAUGAUGUAUUGCCCACAUUGUCGAGGUCUGGUGACUGUGAAGCCAUGUUACAACUACUGUUCUAAUGUCCUAAGGGGCUGCUUGGCCAAUCAAGGGGAUCUGGAUUCAGAGUGGAAUCAUUUUAUAGAUGCCAUGUUAAUGGUGGCAGAAAGGCUGGAAGGUCCUUUUAACAUUGAAUCAGUUAUGGAUCCCAUUGAUGUGAAGAUUUCUGAUGCCAUCAUGAAUAUGCAAGAAAACAGCAUGCAAGUGUCCCAGAAGGUUUUCCAAGGAUGUGGACCUCCCAAGCCCCUAUCACCAGGUCGGUCCUCUCGUUCAGUUUCAGAAAGUGGCUUUAGCGCUCGCUUCAGGCCGUAUAAUCCAGAGGAACGUCCAACCACAGCUGCUGGCACAAGUUUAGACAGAUUGGUGACUGAUGUCAAGGAAAAAUUGAAGCAGGCCAAAAAAUUUUGGUCAUCUCUUCCAAGCAAUGUUUGUAAUGAUGAGAAGAUGGCUGCAGGAAAUGUCAAUGAGGAUGAGUGCUGGAAUGGAAAUGCCCAAAGCAGGUACCUGUUUGCAGUGACAGGAAAUGGAUUAGCUAAUCAGGGGAACAAUCCCGAGGUGGAAGUUGAUAUCACCAAACCAGACAUGGUGAUUCGUCGGCAAAUCAUGGCUCUUCGGGUAAUGACCAUCAAAAUGAAGAAUGCCUACAACGGAAAUGAUGUAGACUUCAUUGAUAUAAGUGAUGAAAGUAGCGGAGAAGAAAGUGGAAGUGGCUGUGAAUCACCACAGUGUGCUUCCGAGUUUGUGUUCAACGUGACUGACAACGCUGGGAAAGCCCAAAACAAUGACAGAAACGUAAAGGACAGUUCUUCUGCUAGCACUGUUGAACCAUCACGUGUAGCUGUGAUCUUUGGCAUCAUGUUCUUGGUCAUGCAAAGACAAUGGAGAUAAUUGUAACCCCUAAAGAAGAGACUUUUAUAAUCAGAGUUGCGAGGCACCUAUUUUCACUUUUAUACCAUCUAGUGACUUUGCUUUUUAAGUUAAUGGACAACAGUGUACAGUUUUUAAUAGGCGGCCACUGGUUUUUUUUAAAAAAACGUUGACUAUUUUUCAUUCACUGUUCUGGAAAAGAGGGACUUGGACUUGGAGUUCUGCUCACCAAGAAUUCUUGUUAAAUGUGGCUAACAGAGUGUAUAUACCGAGCUGUAGUUAGCUGUUCAUUUGUGUUUUUAUCGCUUUCUUUUUUUAAAAAAAAGUUGUUUUGGGUUUUUUUUUCUUUUCAAAUCAUACCAUUAUUUCUUACAAGAAAACCAGAGUCCUAUCUUGGCAUGUAACAAGGAUGUUUUUCUGAAAAUCUGAAAUAUGUACAGAAGCAAGUUUUAUUUAUCAUGUUAUCUUAUAUAUAUAUAAAAAGCACCCAACAAACAGAAGGUAUGUUUUGUGUAGUAAACUUCCCACUUAUCCAUGUUAUGUUUGUUGCCUUAUCUGGAGAGAAUUAGAGGCAACUUGCUUUUAUUCUAUCUUAGGACAGAAUGUGAAGGCAGAAUUGACUGUCAGGCCACUUAUGCCAGACCUAAUAUAGCAUUAAUAUCUGGAGUGAUUAGACUUCACCCAGGUCUGGGUAAAUUGGAAGAAACUGCAGACAGUGUCAGUUUUGCAUAAGCUAACAAGAGCUUUGCCUGCCAUUCCCAGAACCAUUUUAUUAAAGUGUAGCAGUCCUGCAUUGGUCCUUGAAUUGUGCUCCUUUGAAAGAUUUCAGGCAAUAUUGUCCAUUUUGUUAAAACCUAAAAUGUUCUUGAGUUGUGCAGCAGUAAGCAUUUGCCUUCAGAUUGUUUAUGGUGUAUGUUGGAAUUUCUUUUUCAGGUAUCGUAAAUUGUCUUGUUCAAGCCUUUUUGCCCCUCACUCCUCAUAAGGAACAGAUAGUCAAAGUGAGCCCAGCCUAAGGUUGGCAAAAUGUUACACGGUCAUCCAAAAUAACCCAAAGUUUGAGUGAAUUUGAGCAUCCAGAUUGUGGGAGAAGGUGAAGCUCAGUGAUGCCCCUUCAAAGCUGAGACCCUUGGGGGUCACUGGAGUGGAUUGGUCAGGUCCAUGUGCCCUUGGAUGGUGUUUCUGCUGGUCAAUUUGCAGUUGACUAUUGUCUUGUCCCCUGGGGAAAUACUUCUCCUUGUGUCCCUUGCCAGAGAUGAGGGCAGGUAGUAAGUGACAGUUUGACCAUGGAAUUAUGGAAAGGAACUGAUCACUUUAAAAAGGAGUGCCUGAAAGUCUGCUGAAAGACUAAAAAUUAUUCUGCAAGUCGCCUCUUGCUCCUGACAGCCAUUGGAAUUCUGACUGAGUCUACAGAAUCUUGAAAAUACAGAAGGUUUGUUAUGGUCAAAUCCCUGUUUAAGGAUGAUUUUCUAUUUUUAUAUUGAAAUAAAAUUUCUUGUUAGCUCAGGGUCAACAUUUCAUUGAACAUUUUUUCCACCAAAUUUCUGUAGAAUGAUAAAAGUGGAAUUUUUGGGGCUGUUACAAAAAAUCCUGGAGGCUUAAUUUUACUAGAAGUAGCCAGUUAUUUAUUAAAACCUGAUGUUAGUAAAAUAAGCAUAUUCUGGCUAGUUUGUUCUUUUGGGUUUUCUUUUUAAACAAAUCACGGAAACAUAAAACUGAAAAGGUUAUAAAUUUAUGUGUGGGAAAAAUAAAUUGUAAAUAACUAAGUUGCCUUGUGAGAAAUUGGAAAACGUGCUGAUACUUAGUAACUACCUCAGUUCUGAGGAAUUUCCUUUUUAGCUUUGAGUGCUUUACUUGGUAGAAAUGAAUCUGGUCUCCAAAAUGUAGCUAAAAGAGUUAUCCCCAUAGACCUUGUUAGAUUGUUUUUAAUUUAGAGCAUUGAACUAUGUCCAGCUGUCUUCUUUCAGUCAAGUUCCCGAACACAAGAAAAACUUCGAAUUAAAUAUUCUUGAAGAUU